This is a messenger RNA of Lodderomyces pseudojiufengensis, 1080 nucleotides long. RefSeq names its product cyclin-dependent serine/threonine-protein kinase (gene PHO85). Lineage: Eukaryota; Fungi; Ascomycota; Pichiomycetes; Serinales; Debaryomycetaceae. Gene Ontology annotation, molecular function: cyclin-dependent protein serine/threonine kinase activity; ATP binding. The transcript has 2 exons. Gene Ontology annotation, cellular component: cytoplasm; nucleus. Bases 1 to 1080 code for a protein of 359 amino acids. The record is from RefSeq and is a predicted model, not a curated record. Gene Ontology annotation, biological process: protein phosphorylation.
AUGACUGGUUCAUCGUCUCAAUUUCAACAACUUGAAAAAUUAGGUGAAGGAACUUAUGCAACAGUAUAUAAAGGACGUAAUAGAGCAACAGGAGCAUUAGUUGCAUUAAAAGAAAUAAAUUUGGAUCCAGAAGAAGGUACACCAUCAACAGCAAUAAGAGAAGUUUCAUUAAUGAAAGAAUUAGAUCAUGAAAAUAUUGUAACAUUAUAUGAUGUUAUACAAACAGAAAAUAAAUUAACAUUAGUAUUUGAAUAUAUGGAUAAAGAUUUAAAAAAAUAUAUGGAAGUUCAUGGAAAUAAUGGAGCAUUAGAUUUAAAAAUUGUUAAAAGUUUUAUGUUUCAAUUAUUAAAAGGUAUAAUGUUUUGUCAUGAUAAUAGAGUAUUACAUAGAGAUUUAAAACCUCAAAAUUUAUUAAUUAAUAAUAAAGGAGAAUUAAAAUUAGGAGAUUUUGGAUUAGCAAGAGCUUUUGGUAUAACUUUUAAUACUUUUUCAAAUGAAGUUGUUACUUUAUGGUAUAGAGCUCCAGAUGUUUUAUUAGGUUCAAGAGCUUAUACUACAUCAAUAGAUAUAUGGUCUGCAGGAUGUAUAUUUGCUGAAAUGUGUACAGGAAAACCUUUAUUUCCAGGUACAGCAAAUGAAGAUCAAUUAAUUAAAAUAUUUAGAUUAAUGGGUACUCCAAAUGAAAGAACUUGGCCAAAUAUAAGUUCUUAUUCAAAUUAUAAAAAUAAUUGGCAAAUAUUUGUACCACAAGAUUUAAGAUUAUUAGUACCAAAUUUAGAUUCAAUGGGUUUAAAUUUAUUAACAAGUCUUUUACAAAUGAGACCUGAACUGAGAAUAACUGCAAGACAAGCUUUACAACAUCCUUGGUUUCAUGAAAUUACUUUACCUAAUCAUCCACUUCAUCAUCAUUUAAGUGAUCCAUAUCAACAACAACAGCAACAACAGCAGCAGCUGAGUCAUCAUCAACAACAACUAAAUCAUCAUCAACCGCAACAGCAUCAGCAACACCAUCAUCAACAACAGCAACACCCACAUCACCAACAACAUUCACAUCAACCCAUAAUCGAUCAACAAUAUUGA